Molecule: messenger RNA, 3603 nt
Organism: Coprinopsis cinerea okayama7#130
Lineage: Eukaryota; Fungi; Basidiomycota; Agaricomycetes; Agaricales; Psathyrellaceae
Exons: 5
Coding region: 1-3603 (1200 amino acids)
Biological process (GO): SREBP signaling pathway
Cellular component (GO): Golgi membrane; endoplasmic reticulum membrane
Molecular function (GO): sterol binding; protein binding
Source: RefSeq, a predicted model, not a curated record
AUGUUGGAGCUCUUUGCAAGGUCGCUGCGAUGGGCUCGUGCUCUGGGACAGUCUUUCUUCUUCCAAUUCGGACUACACUGUGCAACCCACCAAAUCCGAAUUGUAUUGAUUUCCUGCAUCGUCAUUACGUCGCUCUUCUACCCGGCACUGUCACUGUACUCGUCUCCUGAACUCAAGCUGUCCACGAUAUUCGACGCAUUUGCACCGCUAUAUGGAAACUCGGCUCUCCAUGCCCAAGAAGACCUCGUCAAUCUCUGGUCCGGCUACGACUCCCUACGCACCCGCGAAGACGCUGUAGCUCGCGCAAAGUGUGCUAGAGCUUUGCGCGUAGAGCGAAUCUUUAUCCAGAGCCCUCUCGUUGGUGACGACGGCGCCCUGAACCAACGCAUUCUUACCUCGACACUCGCCUUCGAACGACGCCUCAACGACCUCAUCAAAGCUUCGGACGACUCUCCAUGCCUCAAAAACCCAGAUGGCGGGUGCUUCGUGCUCUCUCCUCUUUCUUUUUGGAAUUAUGACGAGGACGCUGUUCUCUCCGACGACAAUAUUAUAGACAGACUUCUCAGCCACUCCGGGAAUGUCACCAUCGCAGGUAUCUCCGUCUCCCCGAACAUGGUGCUCGCCGGUCGCGGCUCCUAUGAGCACCAUGUAGGAAGCUCCAAGUUCGACUAUGCCACGUUCCUCGCCAUCACCUACUUCUUUCCCGACUCAGAUUGCUUAGGCAAUCAUGAGCAUGCUCGUUGGGUUCAGAUGAUAGAGAAAGCCGCAUCUCAAGAUGCAUUCGUCUCUAUCCAGAUACAGGAGCCUACCUUGAUUGCCCUCGACUUCAAUCAAAACGUAAAUCCUCGAUGGACCGCCAUUUCGGCGUUCCUCUAUCUCGCAUACGCCGGCUUUUUCGUGUAUGUUGCCUGGGGUUUCAGCCAAAUGACCGCUGUCCAUUCAAGACUUGGAGUUGUCUUCACCGCCUUGGUUGAGAUCGCGGUCGAUGCUGUGGGGAAGACCUCUGUUACUCUGUCUGUGAAACAGCGCAUAGCGGAGGGGUUAAGCAAGGCAGGGACAUCGAAUACCCUCAAAGUCAUGUCUUACAACGCCAUCCUCGGCGUCAUUGCAGUCUUUGGCACGGGGGCGGUUCGGCAGUUUUGCGCCUUCGCUAUUGUGGUUCUUGUCGCCCACUGGUUCCUCGCCCACACGUUCUUCAUGGCUGUUCUCUCCAUCGACAUCGCAAGGUUGGAGCUUGAAGAACUGUUGCGACAUGAUAGCAGUCUUGCACCCUCCCUUGCGCAUUCCAAAGAUAUCAAGCACUCUGGGUCGGUAUCGGAUAAAUUCCAACGUUUCCUGAAGAGCCGGGCGGCUGCAAAUGGGAGUUUAGUCAUGGUGCACACUGCCUCUACCAUUUUGCCAUACGCUCGUCUGAUGUCCCCUUCCCAGCUUCUGGCCAUUACGGCAACACUUUACUACGCGACCUACACGAACACGGCCCUGCCUCAAGCCCAGAUCGCCCAACCUCUGGGCGCCGUCUCUCGAGCGAAGACUGCGCUUCCGAAUUUUCAGCCGAAACAGCGACCCAUGGCAGAACACAUCUGGCAGGUUUUGAAUCCAGACCAGCGGCCUCUGCUCCAUCUCAGAGUGGAAGCGCCAACCAUCUUGACAUUAAACCCGGUAAUCACAGAAAAUCCCAAGACGAAAGAAGCCAAGCCCUAUCGGACGCGCCGGACCAUCAACUCCGCGGUGUGGAUAAUGAAGAUUAUGCUACUCCCUAUCGGCAUCACCACCGCCUUGCUUUACGGUCUUCUGCUCUAUCUGCUCAAGGAUACAGAGUUACUGGAAACCCAACGACACGGCUCCGGAGAAGAGGUGGCGGAAGAAGAAAAGUCCCUGGAUUCACAAAUCUCCUUCUCCACUCUUCCGCGCGCAAUCGCCAGUGAUAUUGAGCUCAUCGCGUCAAGCAAAGACGGCAAUGUGGUCGUAUCUGUUGGACUUCACAACGAGAUUAUCAUCUGGAAAGCCGAAACGGGAACUUACCUGUCUAUUGAUGCAGGAGAUGUUCUUCUCAGCGAACCCAGCACCUCUGAUUCGACAGCUGCCGUGACUUCCUUGACAGUGGAUGAUACAGGCAACCUACUCGCAAUCGGCACCAGCACGGGUAUCAUCACUGUGUGGGUCGUUGUGGGCAAAAGUGUCACCGCUCUACCAGUGCUAGCGCUGGAUGACGGAUCCGCUGCAGUUACAGAGCUUCAUUUCGUAUCGACACAACCUACGCGAUCCGAUAGGAAACUCUCCAUCCCUCCUCCAACCUUCCCCGUCAUCCUCGCAACCUACGAAAAUGGCGCCGCCAUCCGGUGGUCUGUCGAACGCUCGCCAUCAGCUACUCGAUUCUUCCCCUCAAGGGAUGUAUCCGUCGUCAGAUCGUCGCUACUGCCUGUCGCGUCCGACAACAGCGUCUUGAUCGCGUUCUCUCUUGACGAUGGUACGAUAGAUCUUCAUGAGACAGGGGAUUACAGCCCGGUCUUUUUGAAUGACUAUUGUAUCCAACCUGGAUCGCCGCUGGACCCUGUAGCCAGGGUACAUGCCUGUCGGGCAGAGUUAAAUGGGGCAGUUCGACCCAUCAUUGCAGCUGCGACGGAGCGAGGUACGGUCUCCCUUUGGGAUGGCCUAACAGGGGAAUGCAUCUCCAUCCUUGAUGAACUCCAGGGCAGAGUAAACAUGCUCCGCACUGCGCCAAUUCCCAACAAUACCUGCCACUUCUGUGGUCACCCGCCUCCAGAAAGCAUCUCCGUUGCCUUUUCGGUGGACCAUGUCGUCCGAUUCUUCAACCUCUGUAUCAACGACCAAAUGCGCAGGUGUUCGUGUUCGCACAGCCAACUCCGCCACAUACCUACAAGAGACACCUCUGGUCGACGAUCGAGAAGCAGCAGUACUGCCUCUUCGAGGAUUGGAUCACCUUCCAUCCCGAGGGCGAGGCUUGCGACUGCGUUCGAGAUGGCCGAUUUCCCUGUUUCAGGGCAUGGGGUGCAUUCGAGGAGAGCGUCAGAGAAGGAGGGGCGACGGUCGCUUGAUCAGCUUACUGUUCCUUUCCCUAGUGAGGAGCAGGAUCCUCGACCGCCCCUCAAUGGGUCAGCCACGCCCAACCAGUCGCAGUUGUGGCAGAAUGUGGUGGUGAUCCAGGUGGGGGAUGUGACGUGCGAGCGGGGAGGGUGGGAUGUGUGUUUGUCCAAGUAUGUAGGGAUCCGACGGAAACCGCGGUCCCAAGGAAAGUCGAAAGGUGGGACGACGACGCCGUUGGUGAGUCUCACCCCUACACAAGGACUCACCAAGGCGACGCUGGAAAGGUGGGAGGUAUGGACGUUUGAUCCUGCCACUUCCCGGCUGCGCUUUUCGAGGCUCUCGGAUUUGUCGUUGAAGCCGAUUGAGAGGCGGAAGAGGUGUUCAUCUGCGGCUUCGACUCUGUCGAGCAGGAGCUCGCCGCCGCCUAGUCCGAGUGGGGAUGUGAUCGCGAGGUUGCCGUUUACGAGGGUCGCGCCACUUUUGAUUUCGACGUCUCAUGCCCUUGCUGGGUUUGGAAACACGAUUGGCGUGUUCAAUUUCUCAUCUUCAGAUAUUUGA